AUGGUGAGGAAGACAGUUAUGGAUUUGGGUGCAAAUAUGUCGUCUUUCAUCUCAAAUAUUGCAUCUAAUGUGUUGUAUCCUGCUGCAUCAAAGCAGUUUUUGAUUUUAUGGAUUAUAUAUGAUCAGAAUCAUGGAGUUCCUUUUCCUCCUCAACCACCACCAGUAGUUGGAGGGCUUCCACCACAACCGCCCGCAGGAGGCCCACCACCACCACCACCAGAUGGUGCUAAUCUUCCUCCACCACCUCCAGUAGCUGAAGGUCCUGCACCAGUUUCUGGUGGUCUUCUACCAGUGGCUGUUGGUCCUCAAUCAGUUGCUGGUGGUCCUCUACCAGUGGAUGGAGGUCCGCUUCCAGUGGCUGGUGGUCCUCUACCCAUAGCUAGAGGUCCUCCACUAAUGGCCGGAGGUCCUUCACCAGUUGAUGGAGGUGCUCCACCAGUUGCUGGUGGUCCUCCACCAGUGGAUGGAGGUAUUCCACCCCUGGCUUGA
Molecule: messenger RNA, 489 nt
Organism: Amphimedon queenslandica
Lineage: Eukaryota; Metazoa; Porifera; Demospongiae; Haplosclerida; Niphatidae
Product: pollen-specific leucine-rich repeat extensin-like protein 3
Exons: 3
Coding region: 1-489 (162 amino acids)
Source: RefSeq, a predicted model, not a curated record